AUGUAUUCAACACGUAAAAAACUUUAUUGGCAACUUGAUUUGCGUUAUAAUGUUACAUUAGAUAAUGAUAUAUUUCGCGUAUUACCUUCAUCACUUACAUCAUUUAUAAGUUCAUCAACAAGUAUUGGACCAGACGGUGAAAUUGAAUUAAAAGAAAGUUUUUCAUUUAAAAUUAAUUUUGUACCCACAAAAUCUGGAACGUACAGGAUGUUCCAAAAGUUCGCCGAAAAAUAUGAUAGGUAUCACCGCGAAGUUUUUCUUGAUACGGAUAAACUUCACAAACAAUGUUGA
Messenger RNA from Rotaria sp. Silwood1, 291 nucleotides. Lineage: Eukaryota; Metazoa; Rotifera; Eurotatoria; Philodinida; Philodinidae. The record is from the annotation of a GenBank genome assembly.